Messenger RNA from Lodderomyces beijingensis, 2619 nucleotides. The record is from the annotation of a GenBank genome assembly. NCBI's taxonomy places the organism in Eukaryota, Fungi, Ascomycota, Pichiomycetes, Serinales, Debaryomycetaceae.
AUGUCGGAAAUUGCCACCAGUAGUCAAUCGACAUCGACGGUUGUGUCCUCCUUGGUGGCAAACUUGGUUCUAUUUGGCUGUUUUGUCGCGGGCUAUUUGGUGUUGAGACUCAAGUUCAAUCGUAUCUACAGCCCUAAAUCCUCGUCGUUCGAUUUGGUGCCCGAGGACCAAAAACCCGAGCCGUUGCCGCGAGAUCCAAUACGAUGGAUAUUUGUCCUCUUGACGAAACCUGACUCGGUUGUUCUCCAGCAAUCGGGUCUAGAUGGGUACUUUUUCUUGAGAUAUUUGAGAACAUUUGCCUUUUUGUUCUUGUUUGGCUUAUUGAUGUGGAUCAUCCUUUUACCCAUAAAUGCGGCAAAUGGGUUGGGAAACAAAGGGUUUGACCAGUUGUCAAUUGCCAACGUCAAGGACCAUCACAGAUACUAUGCUCAUGUGUUUAUUGGGUGGAUUUGGUACGGUGCAGUGAUGUACGUCAUUUACCGCGAGUUGUUUUUUUACAAUUCGCUAAAGAAUGUUGUUUUAUCGUCGCCAAAGUAUGCCACGAAGCUCUCUUCCAAAACAGUCUUGUUCCAAGGUGUUCCAGACACUUUGUUGGACGAGAAGCAAUUGUUCAAGGUGUUUAACGGCGUGAAAAGAAUCUACGUGGCCAGGACUUCAAGAAAAUUGGAACAGAUGGUCUCGGAAAGAGCCGCAGUCGUUGCCAAGUUGGAAGCGGCAGAAAACAAAUUGUUGAAAAUGGCCGUCAAGGCAAAGAUGAAAGCAGAUAAAAAGGGAUUGCUCUUGGAACCAGCAGAUGAAAUUAGUGCUUAUGUCCCAGAAAAGAAAAGACCACGCACUAAAACCGGUGGCUUUUUUUCCAAAAAGGCAGACACGAUUAGAUGGUGUCAAGAAAGAAUCCCCAUCUUGAACCAAGAAGUGAAGCAACAGCAGAAAAAGUUUCGACACGUGAAACCGCUAAAUUCCAUUUUUGUAGAGUUUGAGUCGCAAUAUCAUGCCCAGAUUGCGUACCAAGCAACAGCGAGCCACAACCCAAUGAGGAUGGCUCCCGCGUAUAUUGGCUAUGAACCAGGCGACAUCAAUUGGAUGAAUUUGCGGAUGUUUUGGUGGGAAAGGAUCUUUAGAAGAGCAUUGUCGUUUGCUGCCAUCGUAGCUCUUAUAGUAUUCUGGGCUAUUCCCGUGGCAUUUGUCGGUGUUAUUUCCAAUUUCACCUAUUUGGCAGAUAAGCUCCCCUGGUUGAGAUGGAUCGAAAACUUGCCCUCGCAGCUCUUUGGUGUCGUGACCGGUAUUUUACCAACUGCAUUGUUGUCGCUUUUGAUGAUGUUGUUGCCCAUGAUUAUCCGGGCUUUGGCCAAGAUCUCAGGUUGCAUCUCGACCCAAACUGUUGAGCUCUACACUCAAAACGCCUAUUUCGGAUUCUUGAUGGUGAAUGGUUUCUUGGUGACCGCGUUGGCGUCAUCGGCAACUGCCACCGUGACCAAAAUCGUCGAGCAACCUACUUCGGCAAUGGGCAUCUUGGCCGACAAGUUGCCAUUGUCGUCGAAUUUCUACAUCUCGUACUUGAUUUUGCAAGGUAUGACGGUUGCCGGAGGUGCCUUGUUCCAAAUUGUGGGUUUAUUUUUGUACUACAUCUUGGGAUACUUGUUGGACAGCACAGUCCGCGACAAGUGGAACAGAUAUAAUGGUUUAGGGAGUGUGCUGUGGGGCACGGUCUUCCCCAUCUUUACUCAAUUGGCCUGCAUAACUUUGAUUUAUUCGGUUAUUUCACCAUUGAUCAUCAUCUUUGCCUGCGUUGCCUUUUUCCUCAUCUACAUUGCCUACAUGCACAAUUUGAUUUACUGUUUUGUUCCAAGUCCCGACACUAGAGGCCAACACUUUCCUCGCGCAUUGUUCCAGACCUUCACCGGUAUAUAUAUUGGCCAGGUCUGCAUGCUUGGUAUGUUUGCCGUGGGCAAAGGCUGGGGCCCAAUUGUGUUGCAAGCUAUUGGAACAGCUGCAACUGUAUUCAUUCAUAUCCAUUUGUCCCAAGCUUUCAACCAUUUGUUGAAAGUGGUACCACUAGAUGCCAUGCGAGCCCUCGACGGCAUCUCCAAUACUCCUUCAUAUAUCGGCAACUCCGAGUUCAAGUCGAAAGUUUUGGACAAGAAGCGAUACAGGAAAUACGAUGCCAAGUUUGAAAAAGAAUACCAAAAUGAGCAAGUGCGUGAACACGAAAUCCACGAGGAGCUACUCAAUGACAUCAAGAGUCACGACCCAGAGGCAAAUGUCAACGAAAUGAAGCUCUCGGUGGUGCCUUUGCUUGCAGAUCGCGAUUAUAAAACAACGGAGUCCAGUAAUCCAAUUGUCAAAUUCAUGCGGCCCGAUGUGUUUCUCAAUUUCCGCCAUGCAAAGAGAUUACUACCUGCCACAUUCAUGAUUGAACCAGAGCAGAAGGACAAUAAACACGCAUACGACGCACCAGCAAUCUCGGCCGAGUGUCCCGGUGUCUGGAUACCCAGGGAUCCUAUGAACCUAGCUGAGACUGAAAUCCGGCACUUGGAAGGAAUCGUUAGAAUCAGUGAUGAAAAUGCUGCUUUCAAUAAAAAGGGUGAAAUCGUUUUCCUCGGAAAACCACCAAAUUAG